Messenger RNA from Mya arenaria, 3316 nucleotides. RefSeq lists its product as uncharacterized. The coding region runs from base 158 to 3316 and encodes 1052 amino acids. The record is from RefSeq and is a predicted model, not a curated record. Lineage: Eukaryota; Metazoa; Mollusca; Bivalvia; Myida; Myidae. The transcript has 10 exons.
CCGAUUGAACCAAAUCCGUUAACUUUAAACAAGUUUUCUGACAGUGGUUUGCCAAUUCAUAAAACGGAUUUUAGAUCCGGUGUUAAUGUGCUAGUUUUACAAUACAAUCAUGCUGUAAUAUAAACUAGGUCUGUUUUAAAGAUCUGAUGAAAUCCAAAUGGCGAGGAAUUCGUUAUUAAAUGUUUUCAUCUUUCUGUGUUUUCUCAAUUUUCUUCUGACGGAUUCUCAAAUAGUGACGCCAGAUUCAUGCAACGUAUCCCUGACGUCAUCGUUACGAGACGACCAGUUUACGGCGUCCUCUCAAUACUCGGACAGACAUAAUGCUACCGCCGCCAGAUUUAACAGCGUUGGUUGGAUAGCGUCCACUACUGGGACCCAGCAUCCCUACGAAUACUUGCAGGUGAAUUUUGACGCCACAAUGCAGCUGACGUCCCUGAAUUUCACAGGUGCUAAUACUGGAUGGUACCCAAGUUCUAUUAGGUUGUCGUACAGUGACGAUGGCCUAUUCUGGCGACCUUACACAGGGCGGCUGUCCACGGACAGUCUCGGGCAACUGCUACCUCGGACCGCGGCCGUCACCUCCGUCAACCUUGACCCGCCCAUACUGGCUCAGCGAUUGGCUAUAAACGUGGUGGAGAUGUACGGCUACGCUUCGCUGCGCAUGGAGUUGUUCGGUUGCCAGGCAACAAAUCAAGUCCCGCUCCGCGCCGGUACAGUCGUCAACCAGGAUAUCCAGGUUGACACGACAUGGAUCCCCAACCAGAACCCAUUCAUCAUUGACCGACACCUGAUCGUCCGACCAGGCGUCACUUUAACGCUCCAAGCUGGCGUCAACGUCGUCUUCAAAUCUGCAGAGGUCGGCAUUGACGUCUUCGGUACGCUAGUUACAGAGGGGCUGACGGGUUUGCGAACGGUGUUUACUUCUACCUUCCCCGUUAUUGCGCGGUCGUCCAUGUGGACGGGGUUGUCACAAAAAGCAGGGGGAAAAAUAACCCUACGUUAUUCGCUGGUCCGGCAGGCUAAACAUGGUAUUAGCGGCAACGGCAGCAGUGUAAGGCUGAUGAAUACUGAAGUGCAUUCAUGUAUCGCUGGUAUAAGACUGGCUGGUGGUGCUGGUAAAUCACCAGCACAACCGAUUUUGUUCGGCAUGAGUAUCCACACUAACGAAUACGGCAUACAGCUACAUGGCACCGUAGAAGCACCCACUGUCUACAUUGAAAACUCGAAGGUUGACCGCAACACCCGCAGCGGAAUAACAGUCUCAAAGUGGGCUGCAGUGGACCCUUCGGUGAUAAGUACCAAUUUUAUAAUGUCAAACUCAAGUGCCAACAAUAACUCCGACUAUGGACUACAUGAAACACUAUCACUUCCAAUUAAUAUCAGCGUUCAUGAAUCGUCCUUUAUCGGGAACGACGAUGGUGGUAUUUACUUUUACCAUUACUAUCCAUACACAUACACAGACGCAUAUAAGGUAGUACUUAAUGUGACUUCUUCCGUGUUUACCGACUCGGGGUAUGGCAUAUACUUCUACUGCUAUCGAUGCUACUUAUAUAAGUAUGCUCUAAAGAACAACACCUUUUCAAGGUUACAGCAAUCAGUCUACAUGUAUGCUGUUUACCUCUUCGACGGGCAGCACAGAGAAACUGCGGCCAUAGAUAAUAAUGUGUUUACAUUAAACAAAAAAGACUUGUAUAUCGACAAUUGGAAAGGGAAUGUGUCGGUAACUAGUAACUCAUUUGAAGAAUCAUCGGAGACUGUAAGAAUUCAAGAUUCGUCCGGAUUGGACACGUCCGCAGUUGCAGUGGUUGUUGGAAACACAUUUAAACAACUGACAUGGUCAUGGUCAUCAUUCGGUAUCUACAUUCAAAAUGUCCGAGGAAAAUUGCUGAACAACACAUUCUUUAACUGUUCUUCGAGCACCCUUGUAAAUCUUGCAAACAGGUAUGACCAUGAAGUGAGGUUCAACAGGUUUAUCAACACUUCCAGUGCGUCGUGUUACCUGCACAUAGACGAGAAGUACAACCACAGCAAUAUGCUUACUGCAGACCAGAAUUACUGGGACACUGCUGAUAACACGCGGGUAAAAUCAAAAGUCUGUGACUUCUUUCUGAACUCGGAGAAAUCGGUCAUUUCCAUAAACUCAAUUUAUAACGACGCAGAUCUAACGACUCUUGUUCAGACCCCGAAUCUGGACAGUUUUACAUACACUUGGGAUUCAGGCAUGAAUGCCUUUGUUGCUGGCGGUGUGAUAUCUUCUGUUGCUAGCAUUCCAACGCUUACUGACAUAGACGUGGUUGUAAAUAGAAGUGUUAUUGUUCUGCCUGGCGCUCAAAUCACCAUGACAGGAGUAGCAGUCAACUUCACAGACGACCGAGGAGUGAUCGUAAGAGGCAAUAUGAGGAUUGAAUCCAGCUCCAAAAGGAUAUCGGUAUUUCGGAGACAUUUAAACAACGAUUGGAACGGGAUCAAGCUCUUUGAUACCGAUUUCAUUGCAAGAAGUACAGAAUUCUCAGGCGCGGUCUCGGCCAUAACUAUUGGAGGAAAUGCUGCCUUUAUUUGUACGAAUUGCUCUACUGGCGUAGCACGGAUUACCAGAUUCAUCUACGCAUAUGAGCAUUACGGCUAUGCAAAUGUGUCUCUCAUACAGUGCAACUUGUCUGCCAUCACACACAUAAUUCAAAUGUCCACUGUAGCAUUGUCUUCUAUGAACGUUAACAUAAAUGAUAGCAUUCUGCAAAGUGGGCAGAAUGUGGUAAAUUUACAAGAUAGAUCGUCGGAUUCGACCGCUCGUGCUGUUAAACUAGCUAUACAGAAUAGCGAUUUGUCCUCAAGCGGAUAUGAUGCUAUUUUUAUACGGGGAUGUGCAUACGUUUUAAACUUUACAUUGAAAGAGUCUGUCGUUUCAGCUACCCGCUACAGUAAUAUAUUAUACAUAAAUGUGCCCUCAAUUGAUCUUGAAGCAAGCGGAAAUAAUUUUUUUGAUUUCUCCAAUGCUAUAUACAUCUAUUUAUGUCAAGCGCUUUCAGACAAGGACAUUCCUUCAAAUUCAACAAUCAACAACUUGAUUAAUAUUGAAGCAAAUACAUUCAACAGCACAUACCCGGGUAUCGACAUUUACCUUGACAGCUAUUACGGAUAUGAAAGAAACCAUACCUUUGAGAUAAGGAAUAACGUUGUAAAUCCAACAGUCCCUGUUCAGAGAAAAUUCUUACAGACUUACCUACAGUAUCAGUACGCCCAUACACUUUUGCUUACAUCAAACAGAAUCUCUAAGCUACUGGACACUGUUUUAGAUAUAAACACUUCAUUGAAGUGA